Messenger RNA from Racocetra persica, 755 nucleotides. The record is from the annotation of a GenBank genome assembly. NCBI's taxonomy places the organism in Eukaryota, Fungi, Glomeromycota, Glomeromycetes, Diversisporales, Gigasporaceae.
CACAAGAAGCACAGGUUUAUUCGUUCGAAUCCCCUAACAGUUUCUUCCGAUUGUAUUCGCCUAAGGUAGAAAACGCAAUUUUUGAUGCUGAACUGAAAAAACUCGCAAAACAGCUUCUUUCCGUUUGUGUUUCGUUAGGAGAAAACCCUUUGAUUCGUUAUCAGAAAGGAAUCGAUCUCGAUCCUGAUUAUACGAACAAAUCAUUACCUUUUAAAUUGGCUCAACUGGUACAGGCCGAGUUGGAUAAUUAUACAAGAAUUAAAAGCAAACUUGCGCCUGGAAGUCUUCCUCUAGAGAUACAACGCAAGCGAUGUGUUUUGUUUAUUUUGGAUCGCACUGUUGAUAUGUACACUCCGAUAUUACAUGAAUUCACCUAUCAAGCCAUGGCUAACGACCUUUUGCCAAUUGUAAACAGUAAAAAAUAUACAUAUAGUUACGUCGAUGAUGAGGGUGCUCCAGCAGAUAAGGAUGCUAUGCUAGAUGAAACCGAUACGAUAUGGGUUGAUAUACGGCAUAAACACAUGAGGGACUGCAUCGGUCAACUUAUGACAGAUUUCAACAAAUUUUUGGUAGAAAACGCAGGCUUUAACGACAAAGAUAAAGCUGCAAAUUUGAAUGAUAUAAAAAAAAUGUUAGCAACCUUACCUCAAUUCCAAAAUAUGAAGGAAAAGUAUUCAGUUCAUUUGAGUAUCGCACAAGAAUGUAUGAGCGUGUUUGAUAAAGAAAAGCUUGCUGAAGUAGCCACAGUUGAACAG